Fusarium venenatum is the source of this 1518-nucleotide messenger RNA. Its product is annotated as major facilitator superfamily domain-containing protein. Gene Ontology annotation, biological process: transmembrane transport. Gene Ontology annotation, cellular component: membrane. The record is from RefSeq and is a predicted model, not a curated record. Gene Ontology annotation, molecular function: transmembrane transporter activity. Lineage: Eukaryota; Fungi; Ascomycota; Sordariomycetes; Hypocreales; Nectriaceae.
AUGGAUCACUUAUCAGCUGGACAUAAUCUUCCUUUGGGGAGGCCUGGGCCUCGUCAACGCGUCGCGCCCAUUGUCCCAGUCCUGGUGCUUUUUCUCCUUGUUAAUCUCUCAAUGAGUCUCUAUCAACUACCAUCCAAUCGAUUGAUCGAGAAGCGUCUAUGUGUAGAUUACUAUCACCGGAAUGAUCCCUCUAAGUUCCUACCCGACGGUAGUUUGGACGAGAAACUGUGCAAAAUUCGUGAUAUCGAAAAAGAGCUUGGCCGAAUCCAGGGCGUGAUGGAAACGCUUUGGGUUGCUGGAGAUUUUAUCAUGACAAUUCCGCUGAGUUUCCUCGCUGAAAAAUGGGGGCGCUCUUCUAUCCUCAGAUUCAAUCUCAUCUCUCGUUCAUUCCUGCUAUUCUGGGCUAUCGCUGUCGGUAACUUCGAUCAUCUACUCUCAACUCGUGCUAUACUAGCAGGCCCUGCCCUCUCCGUCCUCGGUGGAGACUGUGUCUUCAACUCUCUUACAUAUGCACUUGUCUCGAACCUGACAGAUGAUCAUGUUCAGCGGGCCAUAUACUUUGGCUACAUGAGCUCUGUCUCUUAUGUUGUGGCGCUGCUCGGUCCAGCUUUGGCCUCUGCUACCAUGUCAUUGUCGCUGUUACUCCCAUUCUGGCUGGGAAUCUUAUUGCUGCUGUUUGCCAUACCGGCCAUACGGAUGCUGCCAUCACCUCUGAACAUGAGUAAAAACGUCGAUGAUCCCGAUGAGGAACAACAUGAACCUCUUUUAUCAUCUCCACGCUUGAAAGCCCAAGAGGAUACUCAGUCGGUCUUCCAUUCAGUGUUACAACGCCUCGAGACUAUCAGAAACAUCGUCACCAGACAUCCAACGAACUUUACCCUACUUCUCUUCAGCUUCAUUCUCACGUCUCUUGCAAGUUCUGACACGAAACUCCUUGUUCAAUAUAUCUCCGCACGAUACGAAUGGACCUUUGCUGCGGCCGGAUACCUUCUAUCCGGAAAGGCGGUCGUUAACUUCACGUUACUGACACUUGUCAUUCCUCAAAUAUUGCGUUCGGCGCGUCUCGUGCCAGGCGAGGCAUACUCGGAAGCUGCGGACAAAUUAAACCUUUGGAACGCUAUGUAUUGUCUGUUGGUCUCUGUAUUUGGUGCCUUGGGAAUUGCCGUGGCGAGCAGUAUCUGGAUGCUCGUUCCAGCAAUGUUCAUAUACGCUCUCGGAUCUGCCUUACCUAUCUUUACUCUUUCCCUUCUCAAAUCACCCGCUAUAUCACCCCAGCACAUGGAAGAUGCUACCCAUGCGUCUGAGAUUGAGAACCAUGUCUUCUCGAUCGUCAUGUUGGUCAAGACUGCAGGGUCUCUUAUUGGUGCCCCGCUGAUGGCUACGCUCUGGGUCUACGGCCUAAGCCUAGGCGAAUUUUCACUUGGGAUGCCGUUCUUUUUCAGCAGCGUCUGUUACGGUGUGGCUAUUUGGGUAAUUUUCAACAUCAAAGUAGAUAGAUAUUGGAUGUCUCGACCCUAA